AUGUUUUCGGAAAUUCAUUCUGUUCAAAACUUGGAUCAAGUUCCUGCACCUUUUAACUCUAAUACUCAUUAUUUCCUUUUGAUAUCUAAUUCCAAUCUCAUAUCAAAUCUUUCUGCAGAAACAGAAAAUAUAAUGCGAUGGAAAAGUGAAUGUUUGGCAGCUUUAAAAAUAGUCAAUAAAAAUUAUAUAAAGGAUCUCAAUAUCAUUGAAGCUUGUUUUGAACUGAUUAUGACAAUUAAAAAACAAGACUUUAGAAAAUUGCAUUUGCAGAAACUUUUAUCACGAGAGAAAUUGACUUAUCAUGAAUUGUAUGAUGUGUUCAAGAUGAGUCAAUGUUGUCAAAAUUCCAAACUGCUUAUUUUUAAAAAAUCUAUUUUACAACAUGCUGACUGGAAUAACGAGUUGAAUCUAAAAACUUUGUUGUGGGAUAAAAUUGCUGACUUUGUUGAAGAUGCCAAGAUUGAAAUUAUAAAUUUUGAAGGGCGUACUGCCUUUCGUGUAUCGGCAAUGAAUUUAGUUAUGAGCGAAGUUGUACCACGAUUAGAAAAACGGUUUAAAUCUUCUGACAAUAUUUCAGAAGUUCAUUUUGUUAGUGGUUGUGUUGUUCACGCUGAUGUAAGUUUGAGGAAGGAUGUAUGGCAUGGAAAGAACAUUGUGGUAUAUACGCGUCUCUUAAAAGUUCAUGGUUGCAUUAUCUGGGACGUAUCAGGUCUGGACAACAUGCAUACUUAUAAGACAGCUGCAGAUACUGGCCGUUCUGGAUUUGGAGAUGACGGUGAAGACGGUUUUGCUGGUGAAAGUGGUGGAAAUGUUUUAAUUGAAGCCAUUUCUGUAGAUGGUGUGGAAAAUCUUAGAGUAGUCUCUAAUGGUGGAGCAGGAAGUUCUGGACAAGACGGCGGUAAUGGAAAAAAUGGCAUAAACGGAUACGGAAUUGAACCAAAUUCUUUCAAAACUCUGUUUCCUUCGACUUGUAAUUUUAAAACUUCAUAUAAAACAAUUGAAGACGCCUUUAUGGACAUAGACACUUCCUAUUACAAAAGAUCUUGGUGGCUUGGCCAACAUGUAUAUUUAGAAGGAAAAGCUAAGGGGGGUUUUCAGGCAAAAUAUAUUGCGCAUUCUAUGCAUCGCUCACUUGUUCUUUGUGAAGGUCUUCCAGCAACGCCUCCCGGUUUUGGCGGCCAACGUGGUAUGGGAGGACAAGGAGGAAGCGGCGGUGAAAUUGUGGGUAUCGCUGGUGAAAGUCAGUCUGGAGCAGACGGUCCUGAUGGAGACGAAGGCUUUAAUGGAAUACCAGGAAAAUGCGGUUGGGACAUAGGUCAUACAGACUCUUUUUCAGGCGGAAUGAUCUAUGAGGGUUUUGAUAAAAAUAGUAAAUUGAUCCUGCAACAUCAUAAAUAUUAUGUAAAGGAAGGCGUUUGGUGUGAAAGGUUCAAAGCAUAUGUUUCUUUUCAGUCCACCAAAAUCAGUGAAACAAACAUAGUGCAAUUUAAGAAAAGGUGUGACCAUAAAUUCAGGUACGAUAGGCAGCCACAAGCACAGAGCAUUAGAAGGAAACAUAUCUCUAAAGAAAAAAUUGACGAAAUUUAUUCAAAAUUAAUCGAUCAUGCAACUGAGGCUAUGGACGAUAUCAGAGAUGGAUUGAAAAAUAUUGAACAAAAUUUGAUAUUUGAUAAUUACCAAAAAUCUGCAGAAGAAAAAGAAACGACUCAAGAAAAAAAGAACACAUUAAGCAUUGUUUUGAAUGUUUAUCUCAAAAAAAUAACAUGUUCGGAAAAUAUAAUUAAAGUUGAUUCAAAUUCUGCUUGUAGUUACGAUACAAAAUUAUUUGAGGCAUUCUUGUCAAUAGACAAAGAUUUAAAUUUACAGAAAUUUCGAUUCAAUGAAAUUGAUGACGUAGCAAAGUUUAUUACAAAAAAUCUAAAUCAUCACAAAAAACAUCGUACACAUGGAAGAUUAGGUUUAUUAAAUGAUUACAUACAUGGAAUAAAUGCAAUGAGCUGUGAAAAUGUUUUCAAUUUAAUCACCAAAGAUUACAGAAGAUAUGAUAAUAAACUUCUAAUUAACUGUAUACAAAAUUAUGUUUUAAAAAAUAUUGAUAGUCAUGACGAAAACAUUGAGAAACAUUUCAAAGAGUAUGAAGACUUUCUUGAAAAUAAAAGGCGAGAAAUAAAUUAUUUAUUGAAAUCAUUUGUGCUUGAACUUGCAAAGCCGAAUAACAAAAAAAUUAAAAGAUUAUUGAUUUCUGGUAUGUAUGAUUCUAGAAAAAUUAGAGAAUUUGAAUUUGAACUGACAAAACUUAAUUUAGAACUUAAUGUCGCAUAUAAUAAACUAACCGAUUGCCUAAAAUCUGAGUUUUUAUGGAAUAAUGCUUGCUCGGAUGAUUAUCUUCUAUCCCAACUAAAACAAGAAUUUUUAACAAAGGGAAUUCAAUCGAGCAGUUUCAGAGAGGUAUUAUCUUACAUCUACAACUGUAAUAUUAAGUGUUAUAUUGCUAAAGAUGGUGAAUGCAGAACGAUCAGUAGUCAUAAUCCAAUGGCCAAACAUCACGUUCAUUUACUUUAUGACGAUGGAAAAGUUUGCGAAAUGAAUGUUGAUGUGAUCUAUAUGCAACUGUAUCAAGAACGUAGAACUAGGGCUGCCAAGUACAAGAAUAUACUUAAUAAAUUGUUCAAUGCUAAUGAGAACGAGAUAUCUGAUUACAUAGCCAAAAAAUUAUAUACAACACGGUUCAAUCAUAAAAGAAUUUACCAAAAUAAAAUUAAUGAUGAUAUUCAAAAAAUUAUAUCGAGCUGUAAAGGUUUUAAUAAGAACGAAAUUCUCACACAAAGACUUAGAAAAUUGUCACCUACAUAUAUUGUUGAUAAUCCAAUUUUGUAUUAUUUGAUGAAAAGGUUUUCUUGUGAGCAAGUUAAAAUAUCUUUUGAAGAACUUUUGUAUCUAAUAAACUCGGUGAUAUUCUUCUUUCUUGAUGAUGAAGACAGCUAUUUCUUGAUUAACUGGAUUAUUGUUACGCACAAACAAGAAGAAUGGCUGAAUCAAUUGCUGUUUUUGAAAUUGCAAAACUAUUUUAGAAGUUCAUUGAAAGUAAACAUCGAAGAAUGGAAUAAACUACUUUCAAAAUGCGCGAACAGACCUUUGUUGCUAUUAUUUUUAGUGAAAUUACAAGAAUCUUGUAUUAGUAUUGGGAAUGUUGAUGAAAUUUUCACUUAUUUAGCUGAAUUGCCAAAAAUUUCAACGACGGAAUUUGAAGUACUUGGUUUAUCCGAGUGGCAACAUAAAGUUAAAGAAAUUGCCUACAAGUCCAUGAUAAAACAACGACUUAAUUAUGCAGAAUCUUCUGAUAUUCAAAUUGCAUCCAUUACUCAUAAAAAGCCAGAAUUUUCAUCUUUGACAAAUGUUUUAUAUUGGUUUCAAACAGUUUGCGAAGAGACUUGUAUUAGUGAGACCGAAAUAAAUUUGCUAAAUGACCAAAACGAAAAUGUUUGGAUAGAGAUUUUAAAAGAAAAAUAUUUAAAGACUUCUGAUGAUAGAAGUUAUGAGGAACUUGUGAAUAUAAUUACUUCAAAGAAUAAUGGAAGUACAUUGAAAGUUAUGCAAACGAUUCAAAAUUGGUCUGAUAAAGAAAAGCAUUUCACAGAUUUUUUGAAGCUAGAUCAGUGGUUUCAAAAGUCUGUAAAAACAGAUGAAGAAAUUCUAUUUGCUGUGGACAGAAUUAUAGAACGAGAAAAGAAGGGAAUAAAACUUCGAGAUGCCCAAAAGUUGUCGGUUAUGAUCUUAUUGAAGAACUCGAAUAUAUUUGCACAAAUAUCAACAGGAGAGGGUAAAUCAUUGAUAAUCGUUGCAUUUGCGAUUAUAAAAGCGUUGAGGAAAGAAAAAGUUCACAUUGUUACGAGUUCAACUGUUUUGGCUAGACGAGAUGCUUCAGAAAACAUGUCUAUUUUUAAGGCAUUUGGGGUCAAUGUCGGGCACAACUGCGACGAGAAAAUGGAUCUAAGGAAACAGUCGCAUUCUAAAAACAUGGUAAUUUAUGGUGAACUUUCAUAUUUUCAACGGGAUUAUUUGCUAGACAAAUUUUAUGGUGAGAAUAUUUUGGGCGACACAACUUUUGAUAAUAUUAUUGUAGACGAAGUGGACUGCAUGCUUUUGGAUAGAGGAAACAAUAUGUUGUACUUGUCCCAUGACAUUGCCGGUUUCGAUAAACUAGAAUCGGUUUAUAUAUUCAUAUGGAAAUGGAUAAACAGGCCUGUGACGUCCGAAUCAGGAUUUUCAGAAGUAUUCGACGAAGACAAAUUAGAGAGAGCAGUUUUGAGUCAAAUUCAUAACAUCAUUGACAUGUCAGACUUGAAGAGCAUCGAUAACGAUUUGAGCGAAAAUGAAAUCGAAAAGCUAUGGCACGAGUUGAUAAAUAAUCAUAUCUUGGAUUCCAAAGGCAGAGUGAUAAAUAAGAAUCUCGCAGCAAAUAAUAUCAGAAACUCGCUGACAGAUAAAUUUAAGAUCUAUUCUUCCAGGUUAACGUUUCUUUUCAAGAAUUGCGUAGAGAAACCAAAAGAAAUUUUUAUACCCAAUUAUUUAAUUGGUUUUGUUGAACUUCAUUUACGAAAUUGGAUCAAGAACGCCAUCACAGCUUUAUUUAUGCAAGAAUUUCAAAACUAUAUAAUCGAUGUCGACAGAAGUGGAACUGUCUCAGAUAGGAAUCCAAAAGUGGUUAUUUUGGAUACUGACACAGGUACCGACCAAGUGAAUUCUCAAUGGGAUGAGGCUUUGCACCAAUUUCUUCAGCUGAAACACGGUUGUAAGUUGACCAUGCAAAGUCUAAAAGCCAUUUUCAUUUCAAACGUGUCAUAUUUUAAUAAAUACGCACGCAAAUAUGGAGUCACAGGCACUUUGGGCUCUGACCAGGAGAUGAGCUUGUUGUCCAGUGUGCAUGAGAUGAAGACCGUGGUCAUUCCUACAUCAAAACAAAAGCAAUUUACGCCAUAUGAAGCGAUUGUAUGUCAAAACGACGACGAAUGGACCAAGGCUAUAAAACAGGAAGCACUUGGCAUUGUAGCUGCCGGAAGAUCUAUUCUGAUUAUUUGUGAAACCAUGAAAGAUGUUAAUUAUUUGGAAGCGGUAUUGAAAAGUGCAGAACACCAGGAAUAUGAAGUGGUCACCUACGUACGAGAGUACGAGGAAUUCCGCAUCAAAGAUGGUUUGCAAUGCGGUGUGAUCAUAAUUUCCACGAACUUGGCCGGUCGUGGUACAGAUAUUAAACUAUCGGAGAGACUAUGCAACCAAGGUGGUCUUCAUGUUUGCAUGACAUAUUUGCCAAGCAGCUUGAGGGUCGAGGAGCAGGGCUUCGGUAGGGCUGCCAGACGUGGCGAAAGGGGCUCCGGACGACUUAUUGUUAAAAAUGAUAAGGUAGAUGAUGUGACUACACUUCGAGAAUUGAGAGAUGCCGCUGAACUAAGACGGAUAUCGGAAGUUAAAUCGUAUUACGACAAUCAAAUCAGAACUGAGGAAGAAUAUUUCGGUAAAUUCAAAGAAGUUUAUGAUAAACUCAAGCGCAAAGUUGGAAAAGUUGAAUUUAAAAAAGUUUUGUUGGACAGUUGCUUGGACAGUUGGGCGAUUUGGCUGGAUAGCGUCUCCAAAUACAUGCGCGAUAUACAGGAAGCGCAGUGCAGGAAACAUGUUGAAACAUCAUUUGAAUAUUUUUUGAGUGAAAUAAAUACAUUUAGUAACGAUGAGCCUUACAUUGAAUGGGUGAGACAAAAUCCGAUGCGUAUGAACAAAGUCGGUAAAUGCUUGGUCAAUGAGAAAAAAUACGACCAGGCAUUGACAUUAUUCAAUAAAGUCAUUUCAAAAGAACCAAACUUUUGCGAAGCUUCGUAUUAUUACAAAGCGCUCGCUUGUAAAAAUAAAAAUGAUAAAGAAAUUGCACUAAAAAAGGCUUACGCGCUUUUCCGAAUGCACAUGAAUCAGUUACUAAUUUACACAAACAUUGUCGAACAAAUUAAAGAUACACAUCACAUUGACAUCGUGCAAAUAGAAUCGUUCAGAGAACAGAAAAAGAAUCUGUACGAUAAUUAUGCAGAAUUCAUGACAUCUAUUGAUAAUAUUUUAGGAGUUCCCAUUACAUCAAGUACUUUUUCGGGAAUGAAUAAGAUAUCAGCCGAAAUUCUUUACAGCAAAUUGUCCAGAAAAGAGCAUUGCUUAAGUAAUCCUGAAGUUAAUCAGAACAUUGACAAGAAGAUUUUGGAAAAUAUUGCGUUUAGGUUUGGUAUACAACAGGAGGAGCUUUAUCAAUUGCUUUUGAAUAAAACUUUCAAGUCGGAAGAGGAUUUUUUAGAAGCAUUUGAAACCAACUUUACAUUUUGCAACAAAGAAAUAUUUUGGAUUGAAUUUGACUCAAUUAUAAAAGAAGACUUGGAACGAGCAAAUAUUCCAGUUGCAGAUGUUGAACAAAUUUUUGAUUACUUAAUUAACGCUGGCAUUUUGGGUGAAACAUCAGGUGAAUACAGAUUAUUAAAAGAGUUUGUUGAGAUACCUGAUAUUAAUCUACCGUUUUGGAAUCUUUAUAAGGAAACAGUGAUGCAUAUUUUAUCAGAAUGCUUUGCUUACAGAAUAGCUUUGCAAUAUAUUCAGGAAAAAGUCAGAAAACAAGAACAAGUUAUCAUAUUUGAAUUUUUGCCUCGAUCGUCUCGUUUACUCUACAAAGAACUUGUUGAAAAUGGAAUAAUCGAGCCAAGGUUUUUGAGUCCUGAUUCAAAAACAUUAUUCCAAGAUGUACGUGAUCUUGUUUUCACAGAAGACGAUUUGAAAUACCUUGUUAAUAAAGAUAUAAAUAAAAUGACGUAA
Messenger RNA from Ctenocephalides felis (cat flea), 6837 nucleotides. RefSeq lists its product as uncharacterized. Gene Ontology annotation, biological process: protein targeting; protein import. The transcript is spliced from 4 exons. Gene Ontology annotation, cellular component: membrane. Gene Ontology annotation, molecular function: ABC-type protein transporter activity; ATP binding; protein binding. Bases 1 to 6837 code for a protein of 2278 amino acids. NCBI's taxonomy places the organism in Eukaryota, Metazoa, Arthropoda, Insecta, Siphonaptera, Pulicidae. The record is from RefSeq and is a predicted model, not a curated record.